UCUACACAGAUGGGACUUCUGACUUCUACACAAUCUUGUUCUGCACCUUGAACUCACACAAGGUGGACAUGCAGAAGCUGCUGGGGGGGCAGAUCGGCCUGGAGGACUUCAUCUUCGCCCACGUCCGGGGGGAGACCAAGGAGGUCGAGGUGACCAAGACGGAAGACGCCCUGGGCCUCACCAUCACGGACAACGGAGCCGGCUACGCCUUCAUCAAGAGAAUAAAGGAAGGCAGCACCAUAGACCAGCUGAAAACGGUCUGCGUCGGGGACCACAUCGAAGCCAUCAACGACCAGAGCAUCGUGGGCUGUCGGCACUACGAGGUGGCCAAGAUGCUGAAGGAGCAGCCGCGGGGGGUGCCGUUCACCCUGCGGCUGGUGGAACCCAAGAAGGCCUUCGAUAUGAUCGGAAUGAGGACCAGGGCACCAAAGUCCAGCGAGGGGAAGAUGGCGAACGGAAAAGAGACACUGCGUCUACGCUCCAAAGGCUCCGCGACCGUCCAGGAAACGCCCGAUGAGUUUGAGGAACAGGCCACCAAGAAGGUGGAUGACCUGUUGGAGAGCUACAUGGGCAUCAGAGAUCUGGAACUGGCGACCACCAUCGUGGAGGCGGGGAAGGACAAGAAAAACCCUGACGACUUCGCCGAGGCCCUGGACUCGGUCCUGGGGGACUUUGCCUUCCCGGAUGUCUUCCUAUUUGACGUGUGGGGCGCCAUCGGAGACGUCAAGAACGGCCGGAUAUAGAGUCAGACGUCUAGGUCCUUUGCUGGAACUUGACAUAAGUCAGAGUAAACCACCCAAAAGAGGCAAUCACUAGAUGUUUCCGCGGCUAAGCAAGAAAAGAGGUUGCAGAAGGUCUGGCCUUAACACAUUCCGACCAUUCCAUCAACUUUAAAAGUCUCUGUUGACGGCAGCCAAGACUCAAACAAAUAACUGGACCUCCGGAGAAGAACAGAUGGUUUUUUGGACGAGGAAAGUAUCACCAUACACACGCAACCUAUCGCUUUCCCGCUAUUGUGUGCUGUAAUAGUGGGGUAAUACUCUAGACGGGGUGACGUCUAGAUACAGUUAAUCCCAGCCACACCACUCCUCCACCAGCCGAAAACUAGGGUUUAGGGGGGGAAAACAACAUGCUAACUUUUAUGCUAACUUUACAUUGGAUAGCUUAAGGUUGACCUUGGCGAAUGAGAUGUAAUGUGUUGGUCAAUCUCCAUCAAUUCUCUCCACUGAGUUAUAACGGUCUUCAUCUUCAAGUGGGGGGCUUUUAAUAUUAAAAUGUUAGUAAGUUAAGUAUUGAUUCUUGACAGGGGCUCUUUUGGUGCGUUUAGAGCCGCUACUGUGUUUCAAGACAUUAAUGUAAAUAGGUGUUGACCUGAUGUAUAAAUAUUAAUACAGAUGAAAACAUCACAACGUAACAACUUAAUAGUGUUCUUAACAGGCACACUGUGUGCCGUUUUCUUUUCCUCACUUUUUGUAAGAAGAAUACAACUCCAGAAAGACUUGUUUUCCAACAGCGUAAACAUUCCACUUGUUUUUCAUAUAUAACUUGUAAUUGUUAAUAAAACAUUGCAUAUCCUG
Gadus chalcogrammus (walleye pollock) is the source of this 1577-nucleotide messenger RNA. RefSeq names its product GIPC PDZ domain containing family, member 3 (gene gipc3). The coding region runs from base 69 to 743 and encodes 224 amino acids. Gene Ontology annotation, molecular function: protein binding. The record is from RefSeq and is a predicted model, not a curated record. Lineage: Eukaryota; Metazoa; Chordata; Actinopteri; Gadiformes; Gadidae. The transcript has 7 exons.